Messenger RNA from Saitoella complicata NRRL Y-17804, 2256 nucleotides. Its product is annotated as cysteinyl-tRNA synthetase. Gene Ontology annotation, cellular component: cytoplasm. NCBI's taxonomy places the organism in Eukaryota, Fungi, Ascomycota, Saitoellomycetes, Saitoellales, Saitoellaceae. The transcript has a single exon. Gene Ontology annotation, molecular function: cysteine-tRNA ligase activity; ATP binding. The record is from RefSeq and is a predicted model, not a curated record. Gene Ontology annotation, biological process: cysteinyl-tRNA aminoacylation. The coding region runs from base 1 to 2256 and encodes 751 amino acids.
AUGUCGACCGAUCGCACCCGUCAACCACCAUGGCAUGCGCCUGCCGCGACUGAGGUUCCGACUUUGAAGGUGUGGAACUCAUUGACACGGUCAAAGGUGGAUUUCGUGCCGAGGGAAGGAAGGAAGGUUACUUGGUACUCCUGUGGACCUACGGUUUACGACGCAUCGCACAUGGGACACGCAAGAAAUUACGUUACGGUCGAUAUUUUGCGCCGUAUUUUGAGAGACUAUUUCGGAUACGAUAUACUGUUUGUUCAGAACGUCACCGAUAUCGAUGACAAGAUCAUUGUCAGGGCGAGACAUCUGUACCUCUUCAAGGAGUUUGUGAAGGAGAACCCGACUGUGACUCCGGAGGUCGUAGAGAAGGUGAAGGCAGCAUACUCCAAAUACGCAAUGGACAACGCAAGUGCUCCUGGAGCUGUCGAGGAGCUGGGGGCCUUCACCGCUGGAUUGGAUUUGGCGAAGGAGAAAGAGCAGAACCCUAAGUUCGCAAUGCACUUGACUGCCCUCCAGAAGGCCGCGCAUGCUAUCGCUAACGCAGGCAAGCUUCCUACAGAGGAGUGGAUGGAGUCUGUCAAGGAUGUUAUCGUCCCCGUAUUGGACGCGGAGAAGGGCUCCAGCCUUUCCGACCCCGCAAUCUUCCGCGACCUCGCCGCCUAUUGGGAACGCAGCUUCAACGACGACAUGAAGAUGCUCAACGUCCUCCCACCAACCCUCGUCACCCGCGUCUCCGAAUACGUCCCCGAAAUCGUCGAGUUCAUCCAAACCAUCAUUUCCCGCGGCUACGCCUACGAAUCUAACGGUUCCGUCUACUUCGACACCGCUGCUUUCGAGGAGAGCGGGAAGCACAGCUACGCCAAACUCGAGCCAUGGAAUAAGGGUAACAAGGAGUUGAUCAAGGAGGGUGAGGGAUCGUUGUCGAAGACGCAGGGAAAGAAAAAUAAUUCUGAUUUUGCAUUAUGGAAGGGAUCGAAGCCCGGAGAGCCUAUGUGGUCUUCUCCGUGGGGUGAGGGACGUCCGGGAUGGCAUAUCGAGUGCUCUGUCAUGGCUUCUGCGAUUUUGGGUGAGAACAUCGAUAUUCACACUGGUGGUGAAGAUCUGGCUUUCCCUCAUCACGACAAUGAGCUUGCUCAGAGUGAGGCAUACCAUGACUGCCCUCAAUGGAUCAACUACUUUUGGCACACCGGCCACCUUCACAUUGAGGGUGCAAAGAUGUCCAAGUCCUUGAAGAACUUCAUCACCAUCGGCGAAGCUUGCGAGAAGUACUCUGCACGACAGCUGCGAUUGGCGUUCUUGAUGCAGUCAUGGAACGGACGUAUGGACUUCAAGGAGGCUCUGGUGCAGCAGGUCCAGGCUUUGGAGAACUCGAUGAACAACUUCUUCACGAACGUUAAGGCUAUUGCUGCGGAUGAGAAGGCAAAGGAGGAUAGUGGUAUCACUAUUCCCCAGCGGUUUACGGCGUUGGAGAGGGCUUUGUUCAAGGACUUGGAUGCGGCGAAGAAGACUGUUCAUGCUUCCUUGUGUGACAACUUCAACACUCAGGGUGCCAUAAACGCGUUGUCCGACCUCGUUGCGAAGACGAACAUCUACAUCAACACCGCUAAGGCUGAGGUUGACGUUCCUGCUAUCUCCGAGGUCGCUAGGUGGGUGACCAGAACCCUCAGCACCUUCGGGUUGGACGCCGAGUCGUCCGAUGCUAUUGGCUGGAAGGAGGCGGACCAGGCUGCAGCGGGAGGAAACAAGGAGGAGACCGUCCUCCCCUACGUCCGUGCACUCUCUACCUUCCGUGACAACAUCCGUGCUCUGUCUAUGGCAAAGGCUGAUCCUAAGGAGAUGCUCGCCUUGUGUGACCGUCUUCGCGAUGUUGAUUUGGUCGACCUCGGCGUCAUGCUCGACGACCGUGAGACUGGUGGUGCCCUCGUCAAGUUCGUCGACCGUGAAGAACUGCUGCGCAUCCGAGAAGAGAAGGAAGCAAAAGAGCGGGAAAAGCAGGAACGCAAGGAGGCGAUGAAGAGAGAAGCCGAGCGUAAGCGUCUGGAAAAAUUGGAGAAGGGACGGACGAGGCCGGAGGAGAUGUUCAAGACCAAGGAGUACUCUGCGUGGGACGAACAGGGAUUGCCGACACUGGAUGCGGAGGGUCAGGAAAUCGCGAAGAGCAAGAAGAAGAAGUUGACGAAGGAAUUUGAGCAGCAGAAGAAGCUGCAUGAGGAAUUCCUAAAGUGGCGGGAGGAGGAGGCGAACGGAGUUAUCGCAUGA